AUGUUCAAGAGCGCGAGAAGAGCAGGGCUGGCAGGGUCGGCGGUGCAGGUGCCCGUGGCGGUUCACGCGGCGGGCGCCGCCCAGCACGUAGACCGGGACGAGCUGUUGCAGUUUGUGGGGGCGUUUGUGGCCGAGAAGGAGGCCGCUAUCACGGUCGGCGGCGGCGGCGAGGAGGUGGACGCGACGCUGGGCGGGGCGUUGGCGCAGCUCAAGAGGUUCGAGCGCGAUCUCAAGGGUUUGGCGCCUGCGGCGCUCGACGCGUGA
Messenger RNA from Torulaspora globosa, 264 nucleotides. It is a transcript of the gene RPA14, whose product is annotated as DNA-directed RNA polymerase I subunit RPA14. The transcript has a single exon. The record is from RefSeq and is a predicted model, not a curated record. Bases 1 to 264 code for a protein of 87 amino acids. Lineage: Eukaryota; Fungi; Ascomycota; Saccharomycetes; Saccharomycetales; Saccharomycetaceae.